AAGGCUUUUAUUUGUUAUUAUUUGAGUGUUUGUGUGUCAAUUAUUGUGAAUCGAUUCCAGAAGAGAUGUGUGUGCAAUAUAAUUGAGCAACAUAACAGUGAUUUUCCAUUUAUGUUUUUUUUUCUCUCUUUCAGCUACAUAUAAUCAUCAUUAAUCAUUAUUAGCCAGAAUCAUGUAAUGAAAAAUCAAUAAGUUAUUGAUUUACAUAGUUUUUUUUUACUUUCGUUCAGCUGUGAUCACAAUAAUAUGAUAAAAUCAGCCAUGCAAAAUUUAACAAAAUCAAAUGAUAAUGAAUUAGAAUUCUGUGAUAACAUUGAUCUAUCCAUUUCGAUUGAAUCAAUCUAUGAAUCAGCAUCAGAAAUUGGUGAACAUUUUAAAAAACUUAUUCAAUUAUUUGGCGCUGAAACAUUUGAAAUAUUAAUUCCUUGUAUAGUACGUGUGCUAGAAAAUCUUGAAAAUGUAACUGUUCAACGUGAUAAUUGUUUGAAAUUAUUGGAAAAAUUAAAUAAACAAAUUUAUGAUUUACAACAAGAUCAUCAAAAACGUAAAAAUGAACAAUUAAAAUUUCAAUUAGAAAUUGAAGAUAUUGAUGAAUUAUGGAGAAAAGAGAAUGGUAAACUUGAACAAUAUAUAAAAUAUCUUGAAAAUGAAAAUAAUCGAUUAAGCUCAAUAAAAAAUGAUGAUAAUUUAUCUCGUUCAUUAAUGAAUUUAAAACCGGAAAAAGAGAUCAAUAUAGAAAAAUCAGCUAUUUUUCAUAAAAAUGAAAUCCAUAAUAAUACUGUUCAGCUAGAUAAACUUCGAACAAAAAUCAAAAUUCUUAAAAAUGAAAUAGAAUUAAAAAAUGAAGAAAAUGUUGAUCUAAGAAAAAAAUUAAACAAUUUGGAUAUGGAGAAUAAGAAUAUUAGAAAAAUUAUUUCAUCAUUAUUAGAUAAUAUUAUCUGUUUGAAUCAUGGUGAAACUUCUAACAAUAAUGAGAAUGAUGUUAAAUGGAAAGAAAAGAUUGCAAUACUUGAAGAAAAAUUAUUAAUCUACAAACAGCAAUUUGAAUCGGAACAUAAUGAUUUGAUCGAAAUAGCCAUCGAAAAAUUACAGCCAUCAGAAUCUGAUCGGAUUAAAAUGGAAGAUCUACCAGUACAAGGUCCUAUUCCCAAAGAACCAGAUGAAAAAUUAUUUUGGUCUCCUCGAAACAAUCAAAAUCGUAAUCGAAUUUGGUCAUUUUUUCCAAAGCUCUCAUUAAAUAAACUAAUCAAAUAGUCUUUUAUAAUAAAAUAUUUUAUAUUUACCAAUUAAAAGUGAGAAUAUG
Dermatophagoides pteronyssinus (European house dust mite) is the source of this 1303-nucleotide messenger RNA. Its product is annotated as RILP-like protein 1. The record is from RefSeq and is a predicted model, not a curated record. Lineage: Eukaryota; Metazoa; Arthropoda; Arachnida; Sarcoptiformes; Pyroglyphidae.